CAGAACAGAAUAAAGGAAGUAUCAAGUUAAAAGUAAUAAAAUUAAAGUAAAAAGUGAAUGCAAUGAAAAAGGAAAGGAACUUUGACAUUUCCGUUAAAUAACAAAUAAAGCGUUCGUCAAGGUGAUAGAACGUGAGAAUCGAAUGUAGUAGAAUAUCCCACAAUACGUGCACAGACAACUUUUAUAUAUUGAAGUGAAAAGAUGGAACAUUAAAAUUUUGUAAAAUCAUAAUAAGUGGAAUCCUCAUGCAGUAAAGAUGGAAAAGUAUCAAAAUAAUGAAGUGAAUUUAACAAGGAUAACAAAUAAGUCAAGUGAAAUUGAGAAGAGAAAAGUUACAAAGAAUAAAAUAAAUAAAAGAAUUGUUACAAGCGUAUUUCAUCAGCCAUUUUCAGUUCAUACAAAGAAAAUUUGUAAAGUUCAAGGAACAAUUCAUAAAACGAGAAAUUCGUAUCAUUUAAAAGAGUCAAAUUUGAGUGUUUUAAACUUUCUAUUGCAUUACAAUCCAAAUUUUUGGAAGGGACCAUGCAUUAGUUAAUUUUAUUGUGCAUACCAUUUUGUUGUUGAAUUAGAAAAAAGAGUGUUUAAAGAAAAUAAAAAAAAACUAGUAAAAAAAUUAAAGAUAGUGACUUUUUAAAAAACUAUAAAUACAAUUUGUGAUUGAGAUCGAUAAUGAAUAUUGCUUCAAUGUUUACAUCAAAGAUUUCAUCAAUUCCGGAUUAUCAACAACAAAGUGGUCAUAAGAAUUUCGAUAUACAUUAUAAAACAUUUUUGCAUCCUAUAAGCGUGCAGCAUACACAAUCUAGUAUGUUUUCAACUAAUCCAUUUCAAAGGACUUUUGCAUCGGUCGUUAGCUGCAAAACUCCAAUUCUUCAAAAACCAAACGACAAUGCAAGCAAAAGAGGAUUCUUAAAUCCUAACAACGAUGGAAUUCUCAGCUGUAUUCUCAAGAAAUUUACUACACAAAAGAGAACAACAAUGUUACCGCCAAAAGUACCAUACUUUGAGCCAUCACAUGUUCAAAAGGAAUUUGAAGAUUUUACAACAUUACCAACAUAUUUACAACAUAAUAAUCAAAGAACUGCAUCAGCCAAAUCAAACUCACAAAGCAUGCAUAACGUUAGUAACAAAAACAGACACGAAAGGCAUCGUCAUAGUAUUGAGCAUGAUAUUCGAGUUGACUGUGAUAUUUUCAACAUAAAGAAAGUGAAUAAUAACAACAAAACAACACUUAGAAAUACAAAACAAAUAAAUGCAAUGAAAUUAGAAACUGAAAACCUGCCUAAUUCGGGAAAUUCCUUAAAUCCACCAUUCGAAAUUCAAUCAUUAAAGGAGUUUCCUGCUAUUUCACCAUCAUCAACUACAACAACCUCAUCACAUGAUCAAACAGUCAAUGCCAGCAUAAUAGCUACAACAAAAACCUCAACUUACGAAAGUGAUGAAAGCGAUUAUGUCAAAUUUCAUGACGACAUUGCCAAAACUACGCCUACAUUCAUUCCUCGAAGAUAUAAUUUGUGUGAAAAGGUCACAAGUAUCGUCAAAUCUCCGAAAAAACUUCUAAGUAUUCCUAUGAUGUCGCCCAAAAGGUCCUGCCUCAAACCAACGAUGCGACGCACAAGAACUGUCUCGGAGUGCAGUGACGAUUUUAUUGUCUUUGAUCGCAGUUGUUGCGGUGAAAGUAAUACAAAUAUUGAUAAUAUUGACAGUGAUAACGAGAUGGAGGAUGAAGAUGAGGACGAAUCUGAUAUUUCAGAGGAUGAAGAGGAUGAUGGUGUUGUUGACGAUAAUAUUGAAAGUGACGAGAGCGAUGAAGACUUGGACGAAGAUUGUUUAGAUGGAAAUAAUAAUCAGCAUUUGUCAGAUAUUAUGAAUUACGAUUCACAUCAGCCUGAUUCUGGAGUCGAGGAAAGAAAGGUUCAUUUUAAUCUGGUUCCAAAAGUACAUAAAAUAGUAGCUUGGAAUUACGCAUAUCGACAAGCAAGACGAGGCGAUAUUUGGCGACAAGGUGCUGUGGACCGAGAACGAUUUGCAAAGAGAAUUUCUGAAUGUAGUAAAUCAAUCAAUCCAAUUUUGGACAGAGAUCAUCGACAUAGAAUUUUUGAGGAUAGAUUUCGAGAGUUAGAAGCUCAAUGAAAUGGGUUAUUGUAAAUAAAACUUAGGUAAUUUCACAAUAUAUGGUUGAUAAGAUUGAGGAUAAAAGAAUUUGUAUAUAUAAUUAAUGUAAAGUAUAUAUAUCAAUGGGGUUCGUUCACAAAUGAUGGACAUCAUUUAAAUCAAGGGGUGUGAGAUACUCCUUAAUCUGUUUCGACCUUGAUGAAACCAAGAUCAUAACAUUUGGAAUUCCUCCCAGGAAGCUAGAUGCGUCAAAAUGCCAUUGCAUGAUUUACGUCAUUUGUGAACGACUCCUAUAAAGUGCAGAGAAAAUGUUCAUUGUUUAUCCUUUGUCAUAAUGAAACCAAAGUUUUCUAUUGAGAAAAUCUUUCUUAAAGUGAGAUAUAAAUGAAUUAUACCAGGGAGCGUUCAAAAUUAUAUUUUUUGAAUUUUAAGCGCACUUUAAUUAAAAUUGGUUGAUUUGAUUUGAAUUUCAAGUCAACUUUAACAUUUAAUUUAGCAUAAUUUGGAAGUGCCAGCAAAUCGGAUUAAAGUAGACUUUAAAUUCAGGAAAAUAAAAGUUGAACGACCCUUUAAAUUAUAUAUAAUUUUCCAAGCGUAAUAAUGAUGAGAGAAAAAAGGUUUUGCUUAAUACAUUUUAUUUAUAAAUUGCAUGUUAAUUUGAUUAUAAUAAAAAAUUUGUUCAAUAAAUAUUAA
Molecule: messenger RNA, 2805 nt
Organism: Chironomus riparius
Lineage: Eukaryota; Metazoa; Arthropoda; Insecta; Diptera; Chironomidae
Source: the annotation of a GenBank genome assembly